Microthlaspi erraticum is the source of this 390-nucleotide messenger RNA. NCBI's taxonomy places the organism in Eukaryota, Viridiplantae, Streptophyta, Magnoliopsida, Brassicales, Brassicaceae. The record is from the annotation of a GenBank genome assembly.
AUGAGGAUAGAAGGAGAAAAAGGUGUGAAAACACAAUCCGCGCCAAAACAUUGGCCGCGGACGCGCAAAGUGAUUUUGGCCGAGCAAUUCCAAUCUGGCCGACCGUUACGGUCGAGCCGGGAAGGAACAAGCCGUGCUCGGCCGGAUUAUUCAUCGCGCGACAGAAACGUUCGCGCGGCACACACGAACCGGGAAAGAACAGGCCGCGAUCGGCCGAUUUUCGUAUCGGAACGGACCGACCGUGCGGUCGAUCCGGGAAACAAACGCUCGGCCUCGGCCGAAAUCUCUCGGCCAUUCGAAAUUUGGCCGACCAAAUCGCUCGACCGCGACAAAAUCCAUCGGCCAUCGGCCAAAAUUUUCUCGGCCAAGGUAAGUCCCCUUUUCAUUUAA